Messenger RNA from Sorex fumeus (smoky shrew), 1370 nucleotides. RefSeq names its product mitochondrial ribosomal protein L49 (gene MRPL49). The record is from RefSeq and is a predicted model, not a curated record. Gene Ontology annotation, cellular component: mitochondrial large ribosomal subunit; ribosome. Gene Ontology annotation, biological process: translation. Lineage: Eukaryota; Metazoa; Chordata; Mammalia; Eulipotyphla; Soricidae. Gene Ontology annotation, molecular function: structural constituent of ribosome. The transcript is spliced from 4 exons. The coding region runs from base 64 to 564 and encodes 166 amino acids.
CCGGAAGGGGCGUGGCCAUGGCGGCUGCGCGCGCACCAGACGAAGGUCAGGGGGCGGACCAAGAUGGCGGCGGCCGUACUCCGCGCUGUCCGUCGCGGCUGGAGGACGGCCGUGCGGCCCGGCUGCGGGCGGCGGCCGCUGAGCCAGGCCCAGGGGCCUCCCAGUUACCGCGGCUUCAUGGAGUCUGUGGAUGAGUACCAGUUUGUGGAGCGCCUGUUACCCCCCACCAGCAUUCCAAAGCCCCCCAAACACGACAGUUAUCCUACUGCUAGUGGCUGGCAGCCCCCCAGAGACCCUCCCCCCGACCUGCCCUACUUCGUGCGGCGCUCUCGGAUGCACAACAUUCCCGUCUACACGGACAUCACGCACGGCAACCGCCAGAUGACCGUGAUCCGGAAGGUGGAGGGGGACAUUUGGGCCCUGCAGAAGGACGUGGAGGAGUUUCUGCGCCCGCUGUUGGGCAAGACACCCGUCACUCAGGUCAACGAGGUGACAGGCACCCUGCGAAUCAAGGGCUACUUUGAUGAACCCCUUAAAGCCUGGCUGCUGGAGAAGGGCUUCUGAGGGGGAUAGGCCAGACCUCGGAGGGCCUCAGGAAGGAGGGAGGGAGGGAGCAGCUAAGAUGGGGCACAGAGUUCGGGGAUAAGGACCUGGGCAGGGCAGAGCUGGGCACUGGGGCCAUGUGCAAGAACACUGGGAACCCUCUAAGAUGGCCCAGCACCUGGGCACCAUUAGCUAACGUGUGUCCCGCCCCCAAGCAGACCCCCAGCUUUGGCCUGUUGCCCUUGUUCAUACUUCUGACCCGGUUUCCCGUUGUGGAGGUGGGCUGACGUCCACCCCACUCCCACCACAGCGAACAUCCCAUGGCCCUUGUUCUCACGGUGACUAAUAGUGGUCCUGGGGGUCAAGUCCUAAGAGUGGUGCCAGGCAUCAGACAUGGAGGGCCCAUGUUAGCCUGAAGAACACCUGGGCCUGCUGCUUGCCCAGUGCCCCACUGGAGGGGGCAUCAACUGGCCAGCUCCUGGCCACAGCUCCCUCUGUCUGGGCUAGCUGCCCCCCCUCCGGAGCGUCCUCCCUUCCUGCUGGCUCCUUUCUGGAGCCCAGGCCUGUGCUCUCAGCUGACCCCCCUGCCCUGUAUCAGCUGGACCGCAACUCCCUGUAAAGGCCUGAGCUCAGUGCUUGGGCACUGGCUUCUGGAAGCAACUCGCCCUGCCCCCAGAUUCCAGACUGUUCUCCGGCCGCCCUGCUGCUGGGCAGGCCCUCACCAGCCCCACCGGUCUGUAAUGCAAGUUUUUAUUCAGCUGUAUAUACAAUUCAAGCUAGUAAAAUUUGUACAAUAUUUACAAAUUAAAUAAUCAUCUGAAACUGUC